AUGGCAUACCAGUACAGCAGGCUGUUGCAAAAACAUUACAGCGCCCCAGUCUACAAUUCUUGUCGCAGUUUCAGCUCAGCGCCAGCUUUGCUCUCUGGACACAGCAAGUGGGCGACAAUUAGGCAUGACAAGGCCAAAAAUGACAAAGCCAAGAGCAAGGAGCGCCAGAUGGUGAGCAAGGAAAUUAGCAGUGCUACACAAUUAUGGGGCCCUGAUCCGAAAUACAAUCCUCGUUUAACCCUCGCGCUAUCAAAUGCGAAGCGUGCCUCCAUUCCAAAAAUCGUCAUUGACGCCGCAAUUGCAAGGGGGCAAGGACUCAGUGUGACGGGACAAGCAUUGGAGGCUUUGACACUUGAGGCGAUGCUUCCCGGCUCGGUGGCAGCAGUCAUUGAGUGUCAGACUGACCAAAAACUGCGAGUUCUACAAGAUGUCCGACAUGCAAUUAAGACAUACGGCGGAACUAUGACACCAACGACAUUUUUAUUCGAGAAAAAAGGCAGAGUGGCAAUGGAAAAGAAGGAUGGUGUAAACGCGGACGACUACUUGGAUCAUGCCAUCGAGGCCGGCGCAACCGAUAUCAUUACAGAUGAAAAUGGACGCUUGGUUGUGUUUACAGAUCCAUCGGAAACCAAAAAAGUUGGCGAAGCAUUCUCGAAAUCAGCAGGUCUGACAAUUGAGGAGCUGGAGAUCUUUUGGGAUCCCAACCCUGAUACUCUGGUUGAGGUGCAGGAUGAGGAACAUGUCAAGUCAGUUGACAACAUCCUCAGUGCUCUGCGCGAUGAGCCGGGGGUGCAGGACAUUUACCUCAAUACAACGGAGAAGCUAUAA
Messenger RNA from Penicillium malachiteum, 828 nucleotides. RefSeq names its product post-initiation translation factor DPC29. Bases 1 to 828 code for a protein of 275 amino acids. NCBI's taxonomy places the organism in Eukaryota, Fungi, Ascomycota, Eurotiomycetes, Eurotiales, Aspergillaceae. The transcript has 2 exons. Gene Ontology annotation, cellular component: mitochondrion. The record is from RefSeq and is a predicted model, not a curated record.